CAGCCGUGUGUGUCCUCUACAAACACACACACUUUGAUAAAAACACACACACAGAAGACAACGUCACCACAGACAGAUGUUGUGAAGUGAAGACAGACAGACAGAAAGGAAAAAAACCAGCAUGGCAUCCUUCAUCCCGGAGCAAGGUCUGUCCCCCCCUCUGUGUGGACGCUCUCUCCCCCAGCAGGAGCUUCCAUCUCUGGGUCUUGAUCCGUCUGACUUCAGCCUGUACAGCCCUCCGGCUCCUCCUGAGCCCAGCCUGUUAGCAUCACCAUGGCUACCACCCUCCAACAACCACAGAGACCCCUACGUCUGCUUCGACAGCCCAGAGCUGGGCCCCGUCCCCAGGGCCGCGGGUCUCCCACCAGCCUACGGAGGCUUCUUCCCUCAUCUCUACGGCCUCCAGAGGCCCCUGCUCUCUAGCAGUCCCUGGUUCUCCCUGUCCUCCACGGAAGACAUGCUGCGCCUGGUUCGCCCACCCUACUCUUACUCUGCCCUCAUCGCUAUGGCGAUACAGAGCGCACCAGAGCAGCGGCUGACGCUCAGCCAGAUCUACCAGUAUGUCUCCAACAACUUCCCCUUCUACAGUCGCAACAAGGCCGGCUGGCAGAACUCCAUCCGCCACAACCUGUCGCUCAACGACUGUUUCCAGAAGGUUCCCCGCGAUGAGAAAGACCCAGGUAAAGGAAACUACUGGACUCUGGAUCCAAACUGUGAGAAGAUGUUUGACAACGGAAACUUUCGCCGCAAGAGGAAGAGGAAGGCGGAUAACAUAACCACUGGAAAGAAACCCUCCUCUUCCUCCUCCUCUGACUCCUCAUCAUCAGAGCCCAGCCCAAAAAUUCCCAGGAGCGGCAGCACUGAAUUCCCUGCUCUCUCUGACGACUCCCCCGGCCUCAGCAGCUUCCUGUGUCACAUCCAGGACUCUCUCCUCUCUCCUUUUCCUCCUCCUCAUGUCAGCCCCCCCUCAGUGUACACGCAGGUACUGGACCAGGCCUCCCCUCCUCCUCCUCCACCUCCUCCUCAGGGAUACUCAUACUCACCUGGCGCUGUGGUGCCACAGUGGGACACCUGUAGCUCCUCCUCCUCCCUCCAUCACUCCUCUCCCCCUCCUCCUCUCCUCCCCUCCUCCCAGCUGACUCCCCCACACCUCCCCUCCUUUGCUGACCCUCAGCCCGGCUCACCGCCACUCUAUGUCAACCUGCAGACGGCACCCUGUUUCCUGCCGGACCUCCAGGAGGCCCAGCAGCUGCAGCAGCUUCAGGCCCAGUGUGGGCCUCUCUUCUCUGGGGGCUUCUCUGAUGCUCUGCCCCUUGACUCUCUGGUCCUCCAGCAGUGACACAAACUGACGGUGACGCUUGCAGAGAAUGUCUCGUGUUUACACUGAAAACUGAUGUGAAUCUGAUGUUUAAUUUUAAAGUUUGUAAAAAAAAAAAAUUGUAAAAUGUCUCAAGAUGAAUGUUUGAAUGAAUUCAAACCAGCCAGAACGCACUGAGCUUGCGGUGUGUGAGUGUUGGAAUAUUUUUAUUUAUCUUUUUUUUCUUAAAGUUAAAAAAG
Messenger RNA from Epinephelus fuscoguttatus (brown-marbled grouper), 1557 nucleotides. It is a transcript of the gene foxi3a, whose product is annotated as forkhead box I3a. The transcript has 2 exons. Gene Ontology annotation, biological process: cell differentiation; anatomical structure morphogenesis; regulation of transcription by RNA polymerase II. Bases 122 to 1339 code for a protein of 405 amino acids. The record is from RefSeq and is a predicted model, not a curated record. Gene Ontology annotation, molecular function: DNA-binding transcription factor activity, RNA polymerase II-specific; RNA polymerase II cis-regulatory region sequence-specific DNA binding. NCBI's taxonomy places the organism in Eukaryota, Metazoa, Chordata, Actinopteri, Perciformes, Serranidae.